Molecule: messenger RNA, 1306 nt
Organism: Seriola dumerili (greater amberjack)
Lineage: Eukaryota; Metazoa; Chordata; Actinopteri; Carangiformes; Carangidae
Product: protein scribble homolog
Exons: 8
Coding region: 1-1155 (384 amino acids)
Molecular function (GO): protein binding
Source: RefSeq, a predicted model, not a curated record
AUGAAUAGUCAACAACAGGUGGUGUCCUCUGACUAUCUCCAGGAGUCUAGAAAUCCUCAUACUAACCCGUCCCCCAGGACCAGUAGCCAAAACUGGGCCACCCCAGGCCUCAGCUGGGUGGCAAACAAAGAGUAUCUGCAGGGGGGACCUCAACUGUUCCCAGCCAGCGACAGUGUGUGUGGUCACUGCUCCGGCGCAGACAAGGACGCAGAGGAAAUUAAGCAACCUGAGGAGGACGCUACAGGCCAGCUGUCUGAGAGCGAUGCCUUACCACGGCGGUUUCGCCCUCAGAGAGGUGAAACCCGAGAGGGCAGGACAUUUCAGCAUCACAGAGCUCUUAAUGCUGGGUCCGGUCUCCAAGGAGACCCUGUCCACAACAUAAAGGUCUCCUCCAUCACAGGGCAUCUGAAAUCUUCUUCGGUGACAGAGAAGACCCCUCCUCAGGAAUCAUUCAUCUCCCAAGUGCCAUUAAGAUUGCAGAUCAAAGUGUCUGGCCAGAGGGGUAGUCUGGGAAUCAGCAUUGCCGGUGGGAAGGGCUCUCUGCCUUACAAAGACCAUGAUGAGGGCAUUUUUAUUUCCAGAGUAACAAAAGGGGGGCCAUCAGAAAAGGCAGGGAUCCAUGUUGGAGAUAGAUUGCUGGAGGUCAACGGCCUUGACAUGCAGGGAGCGACCCACCACGAGGCGGUCAGUGCCCUCAGGAAUGCCGGGAGUUGUAUCAAGAUGAAGGUACUCAGAGAGAGGCUGCUACCUCGAGAGGUGUGUGACCUGCGUGAGCCUCAGGAUCCUCAGGAUCCUCAGGAUGUGACUGGACUACAGCUCUGCAGCAAACAGCCCAAGACGGAGAGCGCGGAGGACUGUUUGUCCAAGAAGAUUGAGGCGGUUGUCUGCAACGGCAACAGCAUUUCUGAUCUGGAGAGUGACCUGAAUAGGACCUCAUCUAAACUUGAGGCGGAGGCGUUAAUGAAAAAUGAUUUGCUUCAAGUUGGCAAGCACACAAUGACAAUCCCACGGAUCAUCCUCACUCAUCCCUCUACCUCAGAUGAAGAUGUGGAGCUCCUGACACAGAGCCCCGGCAGGGAUAUGCUACACGACUUUGACAUUCCUAACAGACGCACACACACUGACUGUUUUGACAGCGCUUUCUAUCCACCCUGACUACAGUGGAGAUUCAUGAAGGACACAGACUGUUAUUACCCAGAUAUUUUGUUUUUUUUUUUAAGAUACUGACGCAUUUUCAGUGAUGAUACUGUGGAGGAUUAAUUGAAAGCUUACUGUUGGAAUGUGUUUUUUACUGUCAAGCUUUUUG